Messenger RNA from Acanthosepion pharaonis, 1995 nucleotides. Lineage: Eukaryota; Metazoa; Mollusca; Cephalopoda; Sepiida; Sepiidae. The record is from the annotation of a GenBank genome assembly.
AUGCCCUUGACUUCAUUGUUUAUUCAUUUUAUUUCAAUGUUUGUUUAUUUAUGUUUACAUUUCAAAUCUAAGGCGGUACUAGCUUUCUUUCUUUCUUUCUUUCUUUCUUUCUUUCCAAUCUAUUCUGUCCAGUGUAUUUCCAUUUCAAUUGUGAUCAAUAUUUUAAUUUUCUUUCUUUCUUUCUUUCUUUCUUUCUUUCUUUCUUUCUUUCUUUCUUUCUCCUUCCUUCCUAUGAUUAUUAUUUUUUUUCUUUUCCUUCUCAUCCUUCUUUUCUUCAUUCUUACUUUUCUUGUCUUUUUUCUCGUUUUCCUUUCUUUCUUAGAUUCUUUUGUCUGUUUUCUUUAUAUUUCUUCUUUUCUCCCUUCUUUUCUUCCUUCCUUCCUUCUUUAUUUCUAUGAUUUAUUUAUUUUCUUUCUUUCUUUCUUUCUUUAUUCUUUCUUUCUUUCUUUCUUUUUUUCUUUCUUCUUUCUUUCUUUCUUUCUUUCUUUCUUUCAUUCUUUGAUUACUUCGACCGCCCACGCAAGUAUUACCGGCAAAGAUCUAAAUCUAUCUAUCUAUCUAUCUAUCUAUCUAUCUAUCUAUCUAUCUAUCUAUCUAUCUAUGUAUCUAUCUAUCUUCUCAGUCUGUUCAUAUCUAUCUAUCUAUCUAUCUAUCUAUCUAUCUAUCUAUAUCUAUCUAUCUAUCUAUCUCAGUCCAAUUCAUAUCUAUCUAUCUAUCUAUCUAUCUAUCUAUCUUCUCAGUCUGUUCAUAUCUAUCUAUCUAUCGAUCUAUCUAUCUACCUAUCUCAGUCCACUUCAUAUCUAUCUAUCUAUCUAUCUAUCUAUAUAUCUAUCUUCUCAGUCUGUUCAUAUCUAUCUAUCUAUCUAUCUAUCUAUCUAUCUAUCUAUCUAUCUCAGUCCACUUCAUAUCUAUCUAUCUAUCUAUCUAUCUAUCUCAGUCCACUUCAUAUCUAUCUAUCUAUCUAUCUAUCUAUCUAUCUAUCUAUCUAUCUAUCUAUCUUCUCAGUCUGUUCAUAUCUAUCUAUCUAUCUAUCUAUCUAUCUAUCUAUCUAUCUAUCUAUCUCAGUCCACUUCAUAUCUAUCUAUCUAUCUAUCUAUCUAUCUAUCUAUCUAUCUUCUCAGUCUGUUCAUAUCUAUCUAUCUAUCUAUCUAUCUAUCUAUCUAUCUAUCUAUCUAUCUAUCUAUCUAUCUCAGUCUGUUCAUAUCUAUCUAUCUAUCUAUCUAUCUAUCUAUCUAUCUAUCUAUCUCAGUCCACUUCAUAUCUAUCUAUCUAUCUAUCUAUCUAUCUAUCUAUCUAUCUAUCUAUCUUCUCAAUCUGUUCAUAUCUAUCUAUCUAUCUAUCUAUCUAUCUAUCUAUCUAUCUAUCUAUCUAAAACAGAAGAUAUCUGCAUUCUCUCUCUUUCUCUUUCUCUCUCUCUCUCUUGGUAUAUUCCUUUCUCUUUCUCAUAUUUCUCUCUCUAUUUCUCUGAACAUAUCUCUCUAUUUCUUUCUCUCUAACUCCCCCCUUCUCUCUCUCUUUGUAUAUUCGUCUCUCUCUCUCUCUCUCUCUCUCUCUCACUUUAUGCAAAUUCAUCUCUCUGGUUUCGUACAUAUUUCUCUUUCACAUUAUGGUCAUAUUGUUCUCUUUCUCCCACUCUCUAUAUAUACAUCUUACUCUCUCUACACUAUCCCCUCUCUCUCUCUCUUUCUCUCUAUAUAUCCCCCUCUCUCUAAAAUCCGUGCAUUUCUUCCUCCCAUAUCCACCUCUCUUUUUCUUUCUCUAUAUUCCUCUUUGUACAUAUUCCUGACUCGCUCUGACUUUCUCCAUAUUCCCCCCUUUCUUUCUCUUGAUUUAUACCUAUCUCUCUUUCUACAUUUCCACUCUCUCACUGUUUUUCCCUACCUAUCCCUCUCACCCAGUUUCUCUUUACAUAUUCAUCCCUCUCUCUUUCUCUCUCUCUAUUCUUUUCUACAUAUCUCCAUUUCUCUAAAAUCAAACUGUUUUAUCUUGGUUUGA